GAACUUCAAAAAUGCAUUUUUAGUUUUAAUUAACUACCGAUAGCGAUCUCGUUUUGUGUCGUGGUGAAAUGUACUAUUAUUUGAACCUGACAGGGACAUAUUCAAAAAUAAUUCUGAAAUAGUUUGCGGUUGAAAGCUAAAAACAUAGGACUAUCAAUGACGAUCAUAUGAUUGAUACCUCUCCCGUGAGUGCGAGCCACACAAACAAAUAAGUGUAGUAUUUCUUUCGUUCCAAAAAAUAUUUCAUCUACUUACACUGUUUUACCAUUUUUAUCCUGGACGAAGGAAGUAUUUCAAAUGUCUAUAUAAUAUUCACCAUUAGCAAACCACAAAAAGAAAGGAGAAAUCAGAAUGGAAACAGUGCAGAAACAGCAGCAUUUUGUGUUGGUACAUGGUGCAUGCCAUGGAGCUUGGUGCUGGUUCAAGCUCAAACCGCUGCUCGAGUCGGCCGGCCACCGUGUCACCGCCAUGGAUCUCUCGGCUUCCGGGAUCAACCCGAAAGAGAUUGAAGAAGUGGUAACCUUUGAGGAAUAUAGUCUUCCUUUGCUCGAAUUCAUGACUUCUCUUCCGGCUAAUGAAAAAGUCAUCCUAGUUGGCCAUAGUCUUGGGGGUUUAAACAUAGCUCUGGUUUCAGAUAAGUACCCGGAUAAUGUUCUGGUGGCCGUUUAUCUGACAGCUUUCAUGCCGGAUUCUGUUCAUGCACCGUCGUAUCCUUUGGAUCAGGUACAUACACAUAAGCUAUCUCCGUUCACACUUUUUUCUUUCAAGUUGAAUUUACUCAAAAUUUCUCACUCAAUUCCGCAUUCUGAAAAGUAUCUCGAGCGGAUUCCCCUUGAAGCGUUCUUGGACACGGAGUUCAAAUCCUAUGGCAGCCUAGAACAACCACUAACUACUAUGUUCUUCGGGCCGCAGUUUUUUGCCUCCAAACUCUACCAACACACAUCUACUCAGGAUCUUGAGUUGGCUAAGUUUUUGGCAAGACCAAGUUCAUUAUUUCUGGAAGAUUUGUCAAAGGUUAAACCGCUUUCAAAACAAGGUUAUGGAUCAGUAAUUCGAGCUUAUAUCAUAUGCACGGAGGAUAAAGCCAUACCAAAAGAUAUCCAGAACUUGCUCAUUGACACAGUUGGGGUCUCCAUGGUGAAAGAGAUGGAAGACACGGACCAUAUGCCAAUGCUGUCUAAGCCCCAGCAACUUUGCCAGGCACUUCAACAAAUUUCUGAUGAAUUUACAGUAUCUAAUGGGAAUUGCUUGACUUCUAUAUAGAUAUAUGAUCACCAUGAAUAAGCAUAUAAUAAGGGGACUAUUUUUCUAAAUACAAUCUUAUACGUCGGCGGUGUUAUACACCCUACGAAUCAAUCAAACCUUGCUCCCACUAGCAGCUACGAGCUAGCAAAUUGCGGAUGGCUAGAGUUUGAUAGUGAUCAGCUGAUGUAAUUUUUGUAUGGACACAAAGGCUUUGUGUGUUAGGUUUUUUUUUAUGGUAUUUUCAAAAUAUUUAAAUAAUAAUUGUCCCAUCCCAACAUAACUUUUUAUAUUUUCAAUACACUUUUUUACAUUCACAA
Oldenlandia corymbosa var. corymbosa is the source of this 1562-nucleotide messenger RNA. The record is from the annotation of a GenBank genome assembly. NCBI's taxonomy places the organism in Eukaryota, Viridiplantae, Streptophyta, Magnoliopsida, Gentianales, Rubiaceae.